This is a messenger RNA of Aspergillus piperis CBS 112811, 4215 nucleotides long. RefSeq names its product penicillin-binding protein. Gene Ontology annotation, biological process: nucleoside metabolic process. NCBI's taxonomy places the organism in Eukaryota, Fungi, Ascomycota, Eurotiomycetes, Eurotiales, Aspergillaceae. The transcript has 5 exons. Bases 1 to 4215 code for a protein of 1404 amino acids. The record is from RefSeq and is a predicted model, not a curated record. Gene Ontology annotation, molecular function: catalytic activity.
AUGGACGAGGAUGAUGUAUUGGACUUGGGCUGUCAGGUUCUGCCGUGGGUCAGCAGCCAAGUUAUUCUUAUAGGGCAACAGACGCGCGAUACCGCUUACGGUACGUUGGGAUGCGAGCUGUUUGUUUUAUCUCAGCAGAUCCCAGCUAUCAGUCAGACAGCCCCUGCGCGACAAAGAUUGUUGAAAAUAUUCGAGAUUAUCGAUAAAGCGUGCUCAACGUCGCGGAAUGUGGCAGGUCGCUUUCAGGCUCUGUGCAGAAUCCUAAUUUAUAAAGACUCAACGAGCAAUAUUAGACAGACUGUAAUCAGAGAGACCCAGGAAAGCCUGACGCAUUUUGUCCGACAUAGCCCGGAAUACAAUGCUCUCUUACAAUUGAUUUCGGACUGUUUCACGGUGGACGAGACGGAGCCGCUAUAUACGGAGGAAUAUCAGGACGAUAGCGACAUCGGAUACUCAGGGUACCUGAACCAAGUCCUCUACACUCAGUUACAAACCUAUGCUAAAUGUGGCUGCCCCACUGUUCACUUGGAAUCGACUCGACUGCGACUGAGUACUGACAAUCAAAUCGGUGACGAUGAUAUUUCCUUUGAGCUCGCCUUCAAGGCCAAGCCUUUUCCACCUACGAACACUUCAUCAUUCGUGCCGUGGAAGGCGUCGAUUGUGAAAGUCCCAAGACAGACUAAUGUCCAGAAGAACAAGAAGGUUGGGUUCGCAUCCACAUAUGGUAAUUUAUUAUCAUCGAAACGCAAUAGCUCGCUCUUAUCCCAGAGAUCGAGACGGCUAGAGCGGGGGGAAUUCUGCAAGUUGAUCGACAAUCGCCUUGGCAAGCCUGUUCAGUUUUGCAUUCAAUCAAACGUGCUGCAAGUGAUCGAAUCACCUGAUCCUAAGUCCUCCCAUGGCAUUCUUCCUAUCGAAGGACGUUCACUAGGGCAAUGGCUCGAACAAAUACCUCAUCUUUCGAACAAGGGAAAGUCUCAUCUAGCCUAUACCAUUGCCAAGUCCGUCUGGCAGUAUUACAGUUCAGCGUGGAUGAUGGCGCCCUGGACUCACGGGAGCAUUCAAUUGCUAACUGAGAAAACUGGCCUGGCAGGUCAUGGAAAGCCACAUCCAUAUCUGACAGCAAACAUGGCCCGAGCGGUGGUUACUUCUACGGACUGCUAUAAUGCCGAUAACCUCAUGCACCAAUAUCCAUACAUUCUAGCAUUAGGGGUUCUUCUUAUCGAAAUUGCCAUCAAGCAGCCCUUGACAAGUGAAGAAUGCCCUCACCCCUUCAGCGAAACUGCGGUUAACGACUACUAUACGUGGGCGUGGACAACGGCGCACAGAAGCAAUUUGAAGGACAUGGUGCAUUCUAUGUACGAGGAGGCUGUUAACAACUGUCUCAACCCUGAGCUAUUUGGUGGCGACUCCAUACAACAGUACGGGUAUACAGAGCAGAUAACGGCCCGACAGAACGUUUUAUACGAGAAAGUUGUUUCCCCAUUGAAGAGAUUGUUUGAAGCCUAUCAAGAUGACUGGGGUAUCCAGAGCGCUCCUACCGCGAAAACGCUCGACACAGUCGCUCACCAUGUUAUUCCAGAGACUUCAAUUGCCUCACAAUUCCCCCAUAAAGCAGAUUUCACGGUCGCAAUAUUCUGUGCUUUGCCGCUAGAGGCUAAUGCUGUCAGUGCUCUGUUUGAUGAAAGAUUUGAAGACUUCAGCCUGUAUGGGAAUUCACCGGGAGACUCGAACACGUACACACUCGGUCGAAUGGGUCGCCAUAACACCGCAUUGGUACAUCUUCCGGGUAUGGGAAAGAGUGUUGCGUCUCAAGCAUCCUCUUCAAUACGGUCAACCUAUCCGAACAUCAAGCUCGCCCUGGUGGUCGGAAUCUGUGGCGGCGUCCCAUAUAAGGAGGGGAACAAAGAAAUCCUCCUCGGAGAUAUAGUAGUCAGUGAUGGGAUUAUCCAGCAUGAUUUCGGGCGAAGGAUUCCUGGGGCAUUUCUGCCUAAAGCAUCGGUUGCCGAUGGGCUGGGGCGGCCCAACGUCAAUAUAAGAGGUUUCCUUUCGAAGUUAAAGACGACCAUAGAACAACAGCAUGUUUCGAACAAAAUGACGGAAUAUAUGGGAGCUAUAAAUGAAAAGCCUGGCAAUAACACUGCUCGAUAUCCGGGAGUUGAACAAGAUAAACUGUACGAGCCAAGCUAUCAGCAUAAACACCGUGGCAGCACUACUUGCAUCAGCUGCGCAGACUCGACCAAUACUACGGUAUGCGGCGAGGUGUUUGAUCUAUCGUGUCAUGAAUUGGGAUGCGGGGAAGAAAACCUUGUGAAACGGAUGCGGCUCCAGGCUGCACUUACACAGGGGGAUCCUCCUUCUCCGGCAAUUCACCUAGGGUUCAUUGCGUCGGGCGAUACUGUCAUGAAGUCUGGACAAGACAGAGACCUCAUCGCUGAGCGUCAUAAUGUGAUAGCGUUCGAAAUGGAGGGUGCAGGGGUCUGGGAGAGCCUGCCUUGUCUAGUGGUGAAGGGUGUUUGUGACUAUGCCGACAGCCAUAAGAAUAAAGCAGCUACGCCGGGCUACCCACGGACCCCGGUGCAACUUGACUCCUCACUCUCUGCAUCUUCGCUCAUCUCACUUCCUCCCACAUCCCAUCUCUCAUUUUCUUUAACCCAGAUCCAAGCAGACUCCAGCGCAAUGGUUCUCCGCCAGGAAAGAAAUCCACUCACUCCAGAAUUCGACGCUCUCGUCGACAAAUUGCUUGAAGAAUGGCACAUUCCAGGCCUGACCGUAUCGGUUGUGCACGGUUCCAGCACCUACGCAAAGGCCUACGGCUACGCCUCCUUUCCCUCCACACCCAUGACCACCACCUCUCUCUUCACAACCUGCAGCACAACCAAAGCCUUCACCGCCGCCGCAAUGUCUUUAGCGAUCGACGACAGCCAGUCCACUCCGCAACCAAUCUCCUGGUCUACGCCCGUCUCUUCCAUCAUCCGUGACGACUUUGUUCUUUCUACUCCUUCUGCCACCACCAACACUACAAUUGAAGACAUCUUAUCGCAUCGCAGUGGGCUCCCUGGCCACUUCUUUUCCAUCAACCUCGCUCAUCCGGAUGAGAAUUUGCGCACCGAGGUCCGCAGGCUUCGAUGGCUACCACUGGCCUUUCCGCCACGGACCACAUUCAACUACAACAAUCAUAUGUUCAUGGCUGCGACAUAUUUGUUGGAACACAUAAACGGGGAGAGCCUCGGAACGACACUCGUAAGAAGAAUCUGGGACCCACUUGACAUGAACGAUACAUACUUCUCCACUGCCGAUGUGCAAAAGCACGCGAACUUGGCAAGGAGACUAGUGAAGGGCUACACCUGGAAUCCAGACACACACACCUAUUACGAAGAGCAAUAUAUCAACUAUGCUCCGAUCACCGGAACUGGUUCAAUGGUUUCUAACGUGAUGGAUUACGCAAAGUGGCUGCGCGCUAUGCUUUACCAGGCACCGCCUAUCUCGAAAGAGGGGCACACAGCACUUCGUAUACCCAGGGCAGUCAUUGCUGAGUCUGAUUGGAAAAAUAUGCUCGCUCCGCCCGGUGCAUACCAUCUCUAUACCAUGGGGUGGUUUAUAGACUACUACCAUGGAGAACAAUUAUACUGGCACACGGGCAGCUGGGCUGGAUUUGGGAUAAUGGUUGGAUUUUUGCCUGCGAAGGGCUUUGCCUUUGCUAUGAUGGGGAAUACACAGAACGCGAGGAUUGCAGAGUUGGAUUUGUUCUUGUACCUCAUCGAUCAGCUGCUGGGGAAGAGCGGAGCCGAAAGAGAGACCCAUGUGAGGAAGCUAGGGGAGAAGCUUAAGGAGAUGGAACGGAUGUACAACGAGAGUGUCGAAAGUGUGGUAGCACGGUUGUAUCCGGACCUGAAAACGAGGCUACCACUUUCGUUGUCGCUGGGAGCAUAUACAGGGACAUAUGCGCAUCCUGGAUACGGAGUGAUUAAGGUGUGUGAGAAGAGUGGCAAGUUGGUUGUUGAUUUGAGAGACCGUGUGGGGAGCUGUUGUAUGCGGUUUGAGCAUGUCAGUGGAGAAUUCUUCGUCGUCAAGUCCUAUAAUCCUGAGGCCGAGGCUGUGGGACCAGACUAUACGAAGGCCGAGUUUUAUGUUGACGAGCAGGGAGUAGCGAAGAGCUUGGGGUUGGAUUUGGAGUCCGUUUUGGGGGAGAAGAUCUGGUUUAAAAGGAUGGCGUGA